AUGACAAACCCCGAGCUCCGUCGUCAAGUUAUAAAUAUCUAUAAAGAACUUCUCAACGUCGGCCGCGAGUAUCCCUUAGGGUACGAAUACUUUCGAAAUAGAUUGCAUCGAGCUUUUUCGGGACAAGCGCAUCUCCAGGAUGAGGAGCAGAUUCGGAAGGGUAUAGCAAGGGCGGAAUUUGUGAAGAAGGAGAUCGAAACUCUAUACUAUCUCAAACGAUAUCGCACGUUGAAACAGCGCUAUGAAAACAAAUAA
Molecule: messenger RNA, 255 nt
Organism: Aspergillus calidoustus
Lineage: Eukaryota; Fungi; Ascomycota; Eurotiomycetes; Eurotiales; Aspergillaceae
Source: the annotation of a GenBank genome assembly